Vitrella brassicaformis is the source of this 3451-nucleotide messenger RNA. The record is from the annotation of a GenBank genome assembly. Lineage: Eukaryota; Vitrellaceae.
CUCACUUUCAUGGGGGAUGGCAACGUGGAUGGCAGGGAAGCGGCUGGUGGGGAGGAUCAGGCCAAUCACAAUCACAGGCGCUGCUCAAAGAGGCUUUGGGUCUUCAUCCUACUCCUCGCCUUUCUCAACGGUAACAACAUAUACCACACCGCCUCCCUCUCUACUCCAUCAUCUGUGUGCCAUAUAUAUGCAGUGGUGUUGGCGGACAGGACGCCAAGCAAGACACGCCGCAAGAGCCGCAACGGCAAGAGCUCGACCGCCGAGGAACUGACCGGCUUCUCUGGCGGCUCUCAAAGGAAAAAAGAGAUCGGAGACCUGCUGAGGGGCGAUGGUGAGAAGGGCACCAAGCGCAGGGGCGGCAAGAGGCAGCACAGGGGGCCGCGAGGCAGGAGGCGCGGUGCGAGAGGGCACAAGGUCAAGAGGGGAUAUGGGAGGGGCUCCUCCGCCCAGCCCUCUUCUCCUGACAAGCUCUUCGGCCCAUAUGAGUACGUGCAUCCCCGUCCCAAGGCCCAGUUCGUCUCACCCGCCACGACCAUCGGCUUCCGCGAGGGUUCCUCACCAGUCGACGGGUCAUCGCUGCGUGACGAUAUGGUGUCGGUGAGAGGCUCCACCUCCGGCACGCACCAAGGGAAGAUAAGGCUUGCCGACGACGGGCUGACGGCCGUCUUUGUGCCGGAUGAGCCAUUUCACAACGGCGAGAGGGUGCGUGUCAGACUGCAGCAGGGGGACGGAUCGGCCAAGGACACCCUUGCCCCACAAUACAAGUGGUACUUCGAAACCAGCAGCACAUGGGAGCCAUGGGCAGACGUCGAACCCCACACACAACCCCCUGCACAGCCCCCUGCAGGCUGGUACAAGCCCUCCUCUUCGCGCGUCCAGGGCCAGCAGACUGGCGGUGGUGAUACGCUGGAAAAGGUCGACGAUUGGCAUCUCACACGCACCGAUGAUGGGGUGGACGAAUGGGUGGUGCAGCCGGAGGGGCUGCAGGGGCCGGACAGUGUGGUGACAGACGGCGAGAGCUGGUCUUUCUAUGAGUUGGCACCGAGGGAUCUGCCGCAGUGGCGCGUCACACGCAAAGCGACCGAAGGCGAGACUGGAGAAGGGCUGAUAUUCGUUGCGGUAUCCCACCAACCAACCCACACGCACCUGGGCACAUUGAUGAACAAACUCUGUGCAUUUGUCCCCGCACAUCAGGUGAACCAAGGCCAUGAACGGAAUCACUAUUUGAUCAUUAUGACCGACGAAGGCCAGCUGGUGUAUUUCCGGCAAAGCAAUGGCACCAUCAGUGACUUCCGCCCCCACCCUGACGGCAAUCUGAGUUACAUCGACAAAGGGACAGCGCCUCAUUUCGACAGAGGCGGCGAUCCAAAGGCACGUCGUGAUACACACACACGCGUCGACUUACGAUGGAUCGAUCAUUUGUGUCGUGUGGUGUGUCAGUGUGCGACUACCCUCAGCCCCGAGUACCAGCCGAGCACCAGCUACUGCAUGCAGCACGACUACCGUGUUGACCCCCACGGGAUACAGAUCAGCCGCGACGGGCGGGCACUGAUGCUGGCCAAGGACACCCAGACGAUGCCAAAUGGCACGAAAGCCAGGGGAUUCGUCCUGCAGGAGGUCGACACGCAAGGGCUCGUGGUGAGCAAUCAUCCGAGCCAGUGAUAUAGGCGUUUGAUGUUUGUAUCAAUGGCGUCUUGUCUGUCGAGUCAGAUGUUCGAAUUCAGGAGCUGGGACCAUUUCACCAUCGAUGACGGGCAGGUAAGAUGGAUAGGUCGCAGCACACAGAGUGCCUCUCUCCCUCCCUCCCUCCCUCCCUCCUGCAGGCCAUGUCUCACCAUGGCGAUCCCUGGCAUGCCAACUCUGCCGACUGGACGGACGACGAGCACUAUGUGGUCAAUCUACGCAACGCAGGCGGCGUCAUCAAGAUCGCUCGCAGUGGGGACAUUGUGUGGCGGUGGGGCGGCACCGACAGGUCGGUGGGUGGGAUGCCUUAUGGGAUGGCCUGGAAUGGGCUGUGUUGUUGUGUGCAGCUUCAACCAGUUCGCCAUCAACGACACCGACAGCGUGAUCGACCCACAUGACGUACGGUGGCUGGGCAGCGGGCGGUUUUCUCUUUUCGAUAACCAUAAUUGCUGUCACGCCGAGCAUGUGGGAUCGAGCGACAAACGAUGGGCAGCCGACGCCAAGCAGUGCUGCUCACAGCCCUUCUCUCGAGCUGUCGAAUAUCAGCUCGACGAAGACACAAAGAGGGCCACAAAGGGUACACACACAACACACCCGUGCGUGGGCUGUGUCGCUAUUGUUGCUGUGUUCUGUGUGCCAUCUGGUCAGUGUUCGAGUACCGGAAUUCGCCGCAGGACUACCUCGGCAUGAUAACGGGCAACGUGCAGACCCUCGACAACGGCAACCGAGUCAUCUCAUGGGGCCUCUCGCAGCGGCCCCACCCGUCCCCACCCUUCAUCACUGAGGUGACAGCUGCCGGGGAGAAGGUCUUCGAGGCACGCUUCAUCGAGGCAGACGACAGCAGACCUGCCACCUACCGCGCUUUCCGCUUCCCAUGGCAAUCUCCGGGCGAAGGCGGCUCGCCCCAGGCCAAAUGCUCACCACAAGGGCGCCUGCACUUCGCCUGGAACGGUGCCACUGAGGUGCGGAAGUGGAUGAUAAUGAUCGGCGACAGCAACCCACCCAAGCAGCACCUGAUGACCGUCAGUAAGGUACGGUUCGAGCAGUGGGUGCCGAUGAAGAACGCCCUGUCGGCAUGCGAGUUCUACAUGGUGGAGGCGCUCGAUGCCGACGACCACGCCUUGGGCACAUCGGAUGUGGUGCCGUCACCUGGGUGCCGCGAUGGCGGUGGUGGAGGCAUGACUGUGAGUGGCGUUAGGGGUUUUGAAGGACAGACAGGGGGGAGUGGGGGAAACAAGCGGCCAAAAGGGCCUGUACAAGAGAGAGACCAAUAGGUUUUACCACACACGGUAGGUAGAUUCAGGCAUUCAUUUCACCCGUCUGUAUAUGUCGAUGGUGUCUUUCGAUGGAAGUGCCAUCCAUUCGUAUUUGUGUCUCCUUCAUAUUUGUCCACUCCUUCAUAUUUGUCCACACACACAUAUACACACAGACAUGGUUGGUGCACGUACGCCGCAAAUCCAUUUGUGUUCUGCUGGCUGGGUGCUUGGUGGUGUUCGUGAAGGCAUCAACGCAUCUUUCGGCCCAUGCGUGAAAUGAAAUGCUUUGUGUGCACACAUGGUGUUUUUCAUCAAUGGGAGUCAUGGGUACGUACCAAUCAAUUCAGACACACGUGUGCGAGUGCGGGUGUGCGCCACAUACUGGUCGGUAGGCAUACAGGGGCAGGCAGUUUUUGCGUGGCUUGGGUGCGUUUGUGCGGCCCAUGGAUGAAUACAACACACACUCGGGGACACGACUUAUUCAUGUGAUUGAUAAGACAUGACAUACACGG